AUGUCUUCUCAAAAGGCUCUUACCCUGACGGAGAUUGGAAAGCCCUUGACCCAGGCAAGCUUGCCCUGCCCCGAUAGCUCGCAGUUGAAAGACCAUGAGAUCUUGGUGAAGAUUACUGCGGCCGGAUCAGUGAUAUCCGGCGACAUUGUCGGAACAGUCAUCGAAAAUGGAGCCAAGAGUACCUUCCCUGUUGGAAGUCGUGUCUUUUCCCAGAUGCUAUUUAGCCUGCCCCGGGGUGGUGGCCUUCAGGAAUAUACCACUCUGAAUGGGGAAUAUGCCGCCAUCGUGCCAGAAACUGUCCCGGACACCGAAGCAGCGCUGUAUCCAAUCAAUCUGGUUACCGCAGCACUGAGUCUCUUUUCGGCUGCUGGCUUUGACCUGCCACUCCCUGAGACCCCCGAGGCAGCGGACUUUGACUAUGCGUCUCAGAAGAUUGUUAUUAUUGGCGGCGGAAGCAAUAUCGGGAAGCUGUCGGUCCAGCUUGCCAAGCUUGCUGGUAUUGGCACCAUUAUUACUAUUGCAUCUUCAUCUAAUGAAGACCUUCUCAAGAGCUUCGGAGCUACCCAUGUCAUUGCGCGCCAAGAUGCGAAUAUUGAUCUUGGUGCCUCUUUGCUGUCCAAUUCAAAGAAGGGGAUUUUUGCUCACAACGGCACGGGCCAAAUUCCCGACUUGGUGAUCCAGAAGAAGAAAUAUGGGUUGGAAGAUAAGCGCGUGCUUGGGUUCUCGCACUUUAUUCCAGAGUUCGGUCAAACCCUUUGGAGAAAGUUUCCUGAUUGGUUAGAACAAGGCAAGAUUAAGCCUCUGGCAUACAGGACUAUCGAUGGCUUAGAUGCAGAGAAGGUAAACGAGGCGUUGGAUGAGUAUGCGGCUGGACGAAGCGCACAGCGGUACCACGUUCGUAUAGUUUGA
Messenger RNA from Penicillium canariense, 909 nucleotides. RefSeq names its product Dehydrogenase. Bases 1 to 909 code for a protein of 302 amino acids. Lineage: Eukaryota; Fungi; Ascomycota; Eurotiomycetes; Eurotiales; Aspergillaceae. The transcript is spliced from 3 exons. The record is from RefSeq and is a predicted model, not a curated record. Gene Ontology annotation, molecular function: oxidoreductase activity, acting on NAD(P)H.